Messenger RNA from Spathaspora passalidarum NRRL Y-27907, 2928 nucleotides. It is a transcript of the gene TFC4, whose product is annotated as transcription factor TFIIIC subunit. The transcript has a single exon. The record is from RefSeq and is a predicted model, not a curated record. The coding region runs from base 1 to 2928 and encodes 975 amino acids. NCBI's taxonomy places the organism in Eukaryota, Fungi, Ascomycota, Pichiomycetes, Serinales, Debaryomycetaceae. Gene Ontology annotation, biological process: transcription by RNA polymerase III. Gene Ontology annotation, cellular component: transcription factor TFIIIC complex. Gene Ontology annotation, molecular function: protein binding.
AUGUCGUCAAAUAUAUUUGAGACCGGUGAGGGUAGUAGUGUAGUUAAUAGUGCCAAUAAGGUAGCACCGAGUGACGAAUACGACGAAGCUGAUGACAAGCUUGAUCGACUUCUCAAUGAGAUUCAAAUUGAACAGUCUGAUGAGGAUGAUGGGAAUAUCUUCUUGGACACAUCCGAUGAUGAGCAGGAAGAUGAUUUUGUGUUUGGGGAAGAGGAUGAGGAGGACGAUUAUGACGAGAAUUAUAAUUUCAAAGACGCAUUGAAAAGUGCUAGUAACUUCCGGGUGCGGAACCGGAGAGAGAAGUUGAACAAGGCGUCCAAGUCGUACUAUAAGCGAAAGAUGAUGCGAGCUGAUAAUAGGGAACUAGAUCCUGAAGUCAGGCUGAACCUUUCCCAGGCCAAUGAGGCGUUUGUGCGGAAUGAUUUCCAAGUGGCCCAACUGUUGUAUACCGAAGUUAUUAAAAAGGAUCCUAGGAAUUUCAGUGCGUACAAGACAUUGGGGGAAAUUUUCAAACAACAAGGUAAACUCAAUGAAUGUUGUAAUUACUGGUUAUUAGCUGCGAAUAUUCACCCUUGGGAUACCGAAUUCUGGGGAAAUGUGGCAGAAUUAUCCGCAGAUUUGGGAUAUACCGACCAAGCUGUAUACUGUUAUACUCGGGCAAUCACGCAAGAUGUGGUAAAGAGUGCACCAUAUAUCCUAGAAAGAGCAAUUCUCUAUAAAGAAAGAAGACAGUAUGGUAAAGCCUUGGAAGGAUUACAAAAAGUCAGACAGUUGUACCCAGCCGAUUCCAACAUUCUUAAACAUUUAGCAGGGGUAUAUGUCGACCAAAAGAGAUUAAACGAUGCGAUCAACUUAUAUGUGAAAGUAUUGGACAGCAAUAUACACCCAGAUCCGGAUAAUGAACAAAUCUAUCCAAAGUUCGGAUGGGCUGAACUCAACAUUUUGCUUGAAUUGCAUAUCCAACAUCAUUCAUGGAAGACCGGGUUGAAUAUCUUGAAACUUACAGCAAGAUGGAUUCAGAAUCGUCAGAAUGAAACGUGGUGGAACGAUCCCCCUGAGAAUGAUGCCGAAUUUGAUAUGAAACGAAGAAUGGAAGCUAUUGAGAAAUUGCCCGAUGAAGUGGAGAGAGCAGAAGCGAGAACCAAGUCGUACGAUUUACCAAUUGAUAUCCGAUUCAAGCUUGGACAUUUAAGAUUGGGUCUUGGCAUGAAAGAAGAAGCCAUUCAUCAUUUUGAUUUCUUAUUGGAAGACGAAGAAGAUAUUGCCGAUUUGUAUUUUGAUGCAGGUAAAGUUUUAGAGGAACACGGGUAUCAUGAAGAAGCAUUAACUUUCUUAACACGUGCCACACUCAAUGACGAAUUUAAUGAAAAUCCCGAGUUGAUUAAUUUGCUAGGGAAAUGUUUCUUUGAGGUGGGUGAUUAUACCCAGGCCAAACAAGCGUAUGAGACUCUUUUGCAUAAUGAACCCGAGAACUUGGAUUUCAAAUUGGCAUUAGCAGAGACGUUGUAUCAUUUGGGUGAUGAAGCCGGUGCUGAGUCUUUGAUUGAAGAAGUACAAGAAACAAAUUAUAGAUUGAAAGAAGGAGGGGAAAUAGCUGCUGAACCAGAAAAAACCAGCACCGAUAAGUCAUUAAUCAGAAAUGUACGCAAGAUUCGUGCAAAAACUGCCAAGCUAUCUGAAGAAGAAAAAGCUGAGAUUGAACUCGAAGCUACGAGAAAGGUGCUUGAGAAGUUUGGUCGUAUGGAAAGAUUAGAAGAGUCCAUAAACAAUGGAGAUAAAUUCGCCAUUGCUGCAUGGUUGCAAUUAGCUGCACCCUUGAUUGAAAUGUUCCGAAAAGUACGAGCGUUCUUUCCUCGAGACAAGAAUAAGACGUUUGAAGGUAUUUAUUCGUAUCGUCGUAAGAAAGAUAUGAAUAUUGAUCAAAAGUUAGCUCGUGCACUUGAUUUAUUAGAAGGGAUGGACCAGGAUGAAGAAGACACGAGAACGAACCUAAUUUCGAAAACAGAAUAUCGUGGGUUGAAUUAUGACCAAUGGUUUUAUGUAUUUGUUCAACAUGCUAUACUUUGUGCCAAGUUUGAAAUGAAUGAUGAUUAUGCAAAUGAGCUUGUGGAUAUUGCCAGCUCGGUAAGUGUGUUUGUUCAAGACAAGAAGAAAGAGGCGUUCCUUCGAAUGUUGAAAUUGGUGUUUUCCAUCAGGAAUCAGGAUGUUAAUUCGAUAACCCAUUAUGUUCGGUUCUUCUUGGUGGGAAAUCAAUUCUCGCCAUACAUUUGUAAAUUUUUCCUUUGUUGUUUCGCCACGGGGGUUCAUUCCUGGGAAACAUUAACCAACUACAAUCAUCAGAAAUUCUGGUUGCGUCAAUUAAAAGCAUACGAUGCAUCGGCCAUGAAGAAGAAGAUCACGGGUAUGGCCAACGUCAUGGCGGACAUUAAAGAUGUGAAACUUCCCGAAAACCAUCCUGAUUUGCUAUACUUGUAUGCAAACUUGUUAGGAGGCAGUAGAAGUUAUUUGUCUUCCGUUGUCUACUUAAACCGUGCUUACCGCUCAUGUAAUAGAGACCCUAUGAUAUGUUUAGUAUUAGGAUUGAACCAUGUUCAUAGAUCCAUGCAGAGAUUGACCACAAACAGACAUUUGCAGUUACUACAAGGAAUAAGUUAUAUCCUUGAAUAUCGCGAGCUACGUCUGGUGAAUGCUACCAAAUAUGAAAUGCAAGAAAUUGAGUAUAAUUUAGGGAGAUUAUUUCAUAUGUUGGGGUUGACCACUUUGGCUGUGAGACAUUAUGAGAAGGUAUUGGGUAUGAAGGAGGAGUUUGCUGAUGAUCCUGAUUAUGAUUUGCUGUUCGAGGCGGCAUAUAAUUUACAGUUGAUUUAUAACAUCAACGGGAAUUCCCAGUUGGCUAGAAAGUUAACCGAAGAGUAUUUAACUGUAUAG